Messenger RNA from Cinclus cinclus, 1114 nucleotides. It is a transcript of the gene DNALI1, whose product is annotated as dynein axonemal light intermediate chain 1. The record is from RefSeq and is a predicted model, not a curated record. NCBI's taxonomy places the organism in Eukaryota, Metazoa, Chordata, Aves, Passeriformes, Cinclidae. Gene Ontology annotation, cellular component: filopodium; axoneme. Gene Ontology annotation, molecular function: dynein heavy chain binding.
AUGGCGGCGCCGCCGGACUCGCUGCUGCGGUACUGCCCGCCCGUCCUGGUGUCCCGGAGAGGAGACAGGGCCUCCGCGGGGGUGAGCAGACGGGGGACACGCAGAGGGAUGCCGCGCUCCGCCGGGGCCGAGGGUAGCGCGAUCCCCUGCCCGCUCCUACGGCUCUGUCCUCUCCUGUUCCCGCAGACCCCCGCCAGCAUCUCCGCCACGCAGAAGCCGCAGGAGCUCCUGAACGCUAUCCUGCCGCCGCGGGAGUGGGAGGAAGCGCACAAGCUCUGGGUGCAGGAGGUAUCCACCGCGCCCAGCACCCGCCGGGACGUCGUGAUGCUGCAGGAGCAGCUGGACCGGCAGCUGCAGCAGCGGCAGGCGCGGGAGACCGGGCUGUGCCCCGUGCGCAGGGAGCUCUACACGCAGUGCUUCGACGAGCUGAUCCGGCAGACCACGGUGAGCUGUGCAGAGCGGGGGCUGCUGCUGCUGCGGGUGCGGGACGAGCUGCAGCUGAGCCUGGCUGCAUACCAGGCACUGUACGAGAGCAGCGUGGCCUUCGGCGUGCGCAAGGCUCUGCAGGCUGAGCAGGGCAAGGCUCACUUGGAGAAAAGGAUUGCAGAGCUGGAAGAGGAAAAAAGAGAUCUGGAAAAACAAGUGAGCGAAGAGAAAGCAAAAUGUGAGGCUAUUGAAAGGCAAGAAACUGAACGGCGAGAAAUAGAAGGGAAGAAACACAGUGAAGAAGUUCUGUUCCUCAAACGGACAAACCAGCAGCUGAAGGCUCAACUUGAAUGCAUCAUUGCAGCAAAGAAUUAAUUGUUUUGUUGUCCUCUAGGCUGGCUCAGAAGAGCUGUCAGAGCAAGAAGCUUGCAAUUAGAGACAAAGAUUUGUCUUCCUAAAACAAUCUUGAGUUUUCACUUACCAGUAACAGCAGGCAGUGUAACUGUGUUCUUUCUUUCUCUCUUGAAGAGCUCAAAUUCAAGAGCUUCAUUAAUAACUGCUCCCUCCUUCAAAGCCAUCUCAGCAGUCAGCUCUUUGAACAGUGAACUUGUCUGGGACUUGUCUGUUGGUAAUGUGCUAAUGACCUUCAAAGCAAUAACUAAUAAAUAUUUUUAAAUGCAAACAUCUC